This is a messenger RNA of Brassica napus (rape), 3394 nucleotides long. Its product is annotated as serine/threonine-protein kinase TOUSLED-like. Gene Ontology annotation, biological process: chromosome segregation; intracellular signal transduction; peptidyl-serine phosphorylation. Gene Ontology annotation, cellular component: nucleus. Gene Ontology annotation, molecular function: ATP binding; protein serine/threonine kinase activity. The transcript is spliced from 16 exons. NCBI's taxonomy places the organism in Eukaryota, Viridiplantae, Streptophyta, Magnoliopsida, Brassicales, Brassicaceae. The coding region runs from base 270 to 2294 and encodes 674 amino acids. The record is from RefSeq and is a predicted model, not a curated record.
GAUGGCCUGUGCUCUCUUUCCCUCCUAAUUCGUUUAGGGUUCCUCAAAUCUCCUUUUCACCUCCUUACUUCCUCUUCGCUCCUAUCUUCUUCCUCUCUAUGUUUGAGAAUCACCGCCUCCACGAGAAUUGCAGAAAACUGAAAACCCCCAUUAAUGGGUUUCUCCUUCCCACCUAGAUUCUAAGCUUCAAUUCGCUAAUUCUGCUUUAAUUUUUGGGAAUUUUAGCUGGUCCGGUGCAUAGUGCGUUGAAGCCUGCUCAAGCGUUGGCAAUGCCGGAUGAGAUGGUGAUACAAUUCUCCUCCAAUUCUUCCAAUCAGUCCGAUCACUCUCUCCCCGACAAACUCGCUAAGCUCGAGGCCCGCUUGACCGGCAAAACCGCCUCCUCCGCCAAGCAGCAGCAGCAGCUCUCCGUCUGGUCAUCUGCUUCCACCGCCGCGGCGGGAUCGUCUGAAGCCUCUAUCAGUGAUUCCGACGACGAGAACACAGGAGACUUCCUCAUCCGAGCCAAUACCAAAAAGCGCCAGAAAGUUGAACACUUUAACAACACCACCACCUCCACUGUUGCUGAGCCCCAAGAGGCGGCAUACGAUGCAAGAAAAAACGAGGCUGAGACAAAGACAGGCCUUGAUGUUAGUAAGAAGAAACAAGGUCGAGCUCGGGCUUCGUCAACAGGCAGAGGGCGUGGUUCUAAAGCUAAUAAUGACGUCACGAAAUCUCAGUCUUUCGCUGCACCUGUAUCAGCUCAACUGAAUGUCUCUGAUCACAAGGAUUUGGGGCCUGAUGGACAGCUCAGGAAUGGUGAAGGCUCUCGCCAUGAUGACGAUGUGUCAUCUUUACGUGCAAAAAUCACUGUGCUGGAGGAGGAAUUGUGUAAAUCUCGACAAGAUUCUUCUGAGGACCAGAAUCUAAUACGGAAGCUUGAGAAUGAGUUAAAAGAUCUAAAAGAUCAGGAACAACAAGUGAAGCAAAAGACAACUAAAGUAAUAUCUGACCUUCUAAUAUCUGUUUCCAAAAGUGAGAGACAAGAAGCAAGGACAAAAGUCAAACAUGAUUCUUUGCGAUUAGGCAGCGUUGGUGUACUCAGUCAUUUCAGGACGGGAACCAUCAUAGCUGAGACAUGGGAGGACGGACAAAUGUUGAAAGAUCUGAAUGCUCAACUUAAACAAUUGCUGGAAACCAAGGAGGUUAUUGAGAGACAAAGAAAACUCCUAAAGAAACGACAGAAUGGUGAUAAGAGUGACGGGACUGAUUCAGAAUCAGGAGCACAAGAGGAAGAUAUCAUCCCCGAUGAGAUUUACAAGUCUCGCCUUGCUAGUAUCAAGCGGGAGGAGGAAGUAGUUAUGCGUGAGAGAGAGAGGUAUGAACUGGAAAAGGGUCAGCUUAUAAAGGAGAUGAAGCGCAUACGAGAUGAAGAUGGUUCUCAGUUCAACCAUUUCCCAGUUUUGAAUUGCCGAUAUGCGCUUCUGAAUCUUCUUGGUAAAGGCGGAUUUAGUGAAGUCUAUAAGGCAUAUGAUUUGGUGAAUCAUAGAUAUGUUGCGUGCAAGCUUCAUGGUUUAAACGCUCAGUGGAGUGAAGAAAAAAAGCAAAGUUACAUCCGACAUGCCAUGAGAGAAUAUGAUAUCCAUAAAGAUCUUGUGCAUCACCACAUUGUCCGGCUUUGGGAUAUAUUUAGAAUUGACCUGGAUACAUUCUGCACUGUUCUGGAAUAUUGUAGUGGAAAAGACCUUGAUGCGGUUCUGAAGGCAACAUCUAAUCUUCCUGAGAAAGAAGCAAAGAUUGUCAUUGUACAAAUAGUUCGAGGCCUUGUGUAUCUGAACAAAAGAUCACAGAAGAUAAUUCACUAUGAUUUGAAGCCAGGGAAUGUUCUAUUUGAUGAGUUUGGAGUCGCAAAAGUGACUGAUUUUGGUCUUAGCAAGAUUGUGGAAGACAAUGCUGGUUCCCAAGGAAUGGAGCUUACAUCACAGGGAGCUGGAACCUACUGGUACUUGCCCCCAGAAUGUUUUGAGCUUAGCAAAACUCCUAUGAUCUCAUCAAAGGUUGAUGUAUGGUCGGUUGGUGUUCUGUUUUACCAAAUGCUAUUUAAAAAGCGACCCUUUGGACAUGACCUAAGCCAAGAACGGAUACUACGAGAAGACACAAUCAUUAAAGCCAAAAAAGUUGAGUUCCCAGCAAAACCUGCCAUCUCAAAUGAAGCAAAGGAUUUGAUUCGACGAUGUCUAACAUACAGCCAAGCAGAUAGGCCUGAUGUUCUAACACUGGCACAGGAUCCAUAUCUUUCCUACACUAAGAAAUGAAAAUGUGUAGUCGUCACAAACAAACCAGAGAUACUCAAUGUCCUAGAUUGUUUUCUUUUUGUAUAGAUUUUUUUUUUUUUUUUUCCGCCAAGGAUAUUUUUUAUUAAAAAGAAGGGUACUAAGCCCAAACACAUAUUACAAAGCAUAAGCCCACAACAGCAGGGCAAAGAUCGACCAAACCUAAUCGGGCCUACAGCCCAACCAAACCAAGCAACACCUAGACGGGCCGGACGUCUCUCUUUUGGCCCACGCGUGAAGGAGCGGGGACACGUGUUAGAAUUUUACAUCAGCGCUACACGCGUCUCCUUUGCUCGACUUGACCCGUCACCGCUUCGAGAAGCCGCCGGAACCAGCCACCGAAACCCUCGUUACGCCGGAGCUCAAACCCGCAGAGCCUCCACCGAAACCACUUUCCUUCAACUUUCUGACCUCUCUGCGGAGAGCUUCAUCGACCUCAUCAAGAUCUCAUCCGCCUUAAGAGAGUCGCAAGCCACAAACCUCAUAAACCCGAUCCAACAACAAGACCACCUUUUAGAACCGCUAGAGCCGGCGACGCAAGACUGUGUGAGCCUUCACCCCCCGGAGACAAGACCGGCGCGGCGAUGCUGAAUAAGCCAACCACCACCCGGGAACAAGAACCGGCAACGACAGAGCUUUAAUAGCCUCUACCUCCCGGCUAAGAACUAUUACCAUGCAAGACGACUACGCCAUACUAUCCCCUCCACACGACCGCGCUUUAACUCCAGUAACCCAGCCACCGUUGAAGGCGAUUCACUCCUCGAGUAAACGCCUCCGGAAGUGGAUUACACCAGAGGUCAAGCAAAGCAGAUCGGGGAGAAGACAAGGGAGAGACACAAAAACAGAUAACUUUAACGGAGAAACAAGAAACAAAGGUCUCCGGCGACGGCACGCGCGCAGACGCGCCGGCCGUUCACCGGAGACCAAAACGAGAUCUACUUUCUCUCUCUUCUCUCUCUUCUCUUUUUCUUUUUGUAUAGAUUUUGUGUUUUCUUUUUUGAGUAAAGUUUUUGUUUGUUUAUUUAAAUCUUUUUUAUCUCCCCGGAACCUUGAACCAUAUUAAUUUCCAGUGAAUUUGAUUA